Molecule: messenger RNA, 1462 nt
Organism: Erythranthe guttata (spotted monkey flower)
Lineage: Eukaryota; Viridiplantae; Streptophyta; Magnoliopsida; Lamiales; Phrymaceae
Product: Transducin/WD40 repeat-like superfamily protein
Cellular component (GO): Set1C/COMPASS complex
Molecular function (GO): protein binding; chromatin binding
Source: RefSeq, a predicted model, not a curated record
AAGAAAAGGGGGGCAAAAAAAAAAGACAAAAUUCCACAUAAACCCUAACCUAAUCAGAGCAGCAAAAUACAGCAAUUUCCCGGACAAUUUGUAUUCCGAUUCUUCUGAAAUCGCUGCAUAGUUCUCUUGAUUCCAAUUUUCCCGCCACUUAUUCUCUACCCAAUCGCCGCCGUAGAUGACGACUCUAUCGGAGCUCAACGACGACGUCGUUCGUAGCAUGUCAGUCGGUGCUGUCUUCUCAGAUUUCGGAGGGAAAAUUAAUUCGAUCGAUUUCCAUCGGACUGCUGAUUUGUUAGUGACGUCGUGUGACGACGAUUCAGUCCGAUUCUAUGACAUUUCGAGUGCUAAAUUGCUGAAAACGACUUAUCAUAAGAAACAUGGGGCUGAUCGGAUAUGCUUUACGCACCACCCGAGCUCGGUUAUAUGCUCUUCAAAACACAAUUUGGAUAACCAUGAAGAAUCUUUGAGGUAUCUGUCUGUGUACGACAAUAGGUGCCUUCGAUACUUUAAGGGGCACAAAGAGAGGGUAGUGUCUCUGUGCAUGUCUCCAGUUAAUGAUGGCUUCAUGUCUGGUUCUUUGGAUCACAGUGUGCGCAUGUGGGAUCUUCGUGUGAAUGCCUGUCAGGGAAUUUUACAUCUACGAGGUAGACCUACUGUUGCUUACGAUCAACAAGGACUGGUCUUUGCAGUCGCAAUGGAAGGAGGUGCCAUCAAAUUAUUCGAUUCCAGAUCAUUUGACAAGGGUCCGUUUGACACUUUUCUAGUUGGUGGUGAUACAGCUGAGGUGUGUGAUAUUAAAUUCAGUAAUGACGGUAAAUCGAUGCUCUUGACAACAACAAACAACCAUGUUUAUCUCCUUGAUGCUUAUCAUGGAGAAAAGAAGUGUGGAUUUAGCAUGGAUACGUCACCAAAUGCAACCAUAGAGGCGACUUUCACCCCCGAUGGCAAAUAUGUGCUCUCUGGUUCAGGGGAUGGAAAUAUACAUGCAUGGAACAUCAGUGAUGAACCAAAUAAGAUUGCGUCGUUGGAUAGCUACAUAGGAGUUACGUCGUGCCUGAAAUGGGCUCCUCGCAGAGUUAUGUUUGCUGCCGCUUCCUCUUCCGUCCUCACCUUCUGGAUUCCUAACGACGCUCCUCCGACAAUUUAAAUUAUAAACAAAUGAUAGCUGAAACAAAUUGAAUCGAGACGAUAGGCGUGGUGGAGAUUGAAAUCAAACCAAUCUGCACGAUUCACGGUUAUAGAAGCUUGUUCGAACUCGGUUUGUUAAUCCAACGAACCAAAUUUGAACACAACUCCUCAAACUCGAGUGGGAAAAAUGAUAAAGUACGAAACAUUAAUCUGUUUGUGUUCGUGUUGAUUAUCAGUUGAACUGGACUUCUACACAUGGUUAUUAACACUAUUAACACUGGGUGGAUUUGAAUCGUCACAUAAUCACACAUACCCAUAUAUGUGUGCUUGCUUA